AUGAAUACUGGAGGCGCAGGCACUGAGCCUAAGUUCCGCCCUCCGCCGCCUUCAGGCCGGAAGUCCGACCUCCACAACCCCAACCCAACCUACCCUACCCUCCAGCCACCGCCCCCAACCCUAGCCGGAAGUGGACCCUAUAAACCAAGGCAUCUACCUCCGCAGCCAGGACAUUCACUCACUGGCCAAGGCGUCCGUUCUACCAGCCAAGACAUGGAUCCUCCCUGCCUAGAGUCCCACCCCACCCUAGAGUCUGACCCCAAAGGCCUAGACUUCAACUCUGCUGGCCAAGACUGUUUCUCCUCUGGUCACGAGUUCGACUCUCUCUACCAAGAACUGGACCUGGACUCUCUUAAUGAAGAUCUUCUUUCUCAGUCUAUGCCAGACUCCUUGACAGAGACCGCUGCAGGCCCUUAUGAAUCCCACUUGACUGCCAAACCAGAGGAUCUCACUGAGGCAGAGCAAAAGGAGCUCAAAUCUGAGCUCGCUAAACUGGAGGCAGAAAUUGUAGUGCUACGCCAAGCGCUGGCGGCCAAAGAGAGACGCUGUGUGGAGCUUAAGAAGAAGCUGGGCCUUACGGCCUUCGUGGGGCUGAGGCAGAAUCUGUCCAAGAGCUGGCACGACGUUCAGGUCUCCAACGCCUACGUGAAACAAAAGACGUCAGCUGCGCUGUCCACCAUGGGCUCUGCCAUCUGCAGGAAGCUUGGAGACAUGAAGAAAUCAGUCACAUUCAAAUCCUUUGAAGGGCUUAUGGGGACAAUCAAGUCCAGAGUCGCAGGUGGCAGAGAGCUUGGCGGUGACUGUCUUCCUUCUUCAGCGGGGAGUGGGGAUGAUCCACUCCCAGUUUCUGGGAGUAGGGAUGAUCCGCUCCCGGUGUCUGGGAGUGGGAAUGAUCCAGUUCUGGCAAGUAGGGAUGACCUACUCCCCUUUCUGGAGCCAGAAUGA
Budorcas taxicolor (takin) is the source of this 945-nucleotide messenger RNA. RefSeq names its product TPD52 like 3 (gene TPD52L3). The transcript has a single exon. Gene Ontology annotation, cellular component: cytoplasm. The coding region runs from base 1 to 945 and encodes 314 amino acids. The record is from RefSeq and is a predicted model, not a curated record. NCBI's taxonomy places the organism in Eukaryota, Metazoa, Chordata, Mammalia, Artiodactyla, Bovidae.